Messenger RNA from Nothoprocta perdicaria, 1928 nucleotides. It is a transcript of the gene DPAGT1, whose product is annotated as dolichyl-phosphate N-acetylglucosaminephosphotransferase 1. Bases 15 to 1235 code for a protein of 406 amino acids. Gene Ontology annotation, biological process: dolichol-linked oligosaccharide biosynthetic process; protein N-linked glycosylation. NCBI's taxonomy places the organism in Eukaryota, Metazoa, Chordata, Aves, Tinamiformes, Tinamidae. The record is from RefSeq and is a predicted model, not a curated record. Gene Ontology annotation, molecular function: UDP-N-acetylglucosamine-dolichyl-phosphate N-acetylglucosaminephosphotransferase activity. The transcript is spliced from 9 exons. Gene Ontology annotation, cellular component: membrane.
CCCGCGCCGCGGCCAUGGUCGGCUCUGCCGCCGUGCCCCUGCUCAUCAACGUGGCCGGGUCGCUGCUGGGCUUCGCGGCCACGCUCACGCUCAUCCCGGCCUUCAAGGAGCGCUUCCUCGCCGCGCGGCUCUUCGGCGAGGACCUCAACAAGGUCUCCCGGCGGCCCAUCCCCGAGGCGCAGGGCGUGAUCAGCGGGGUCGUGUUCCUCAUCGUGCUCUUCUGCUUCAUCCCCGUGCCCUUCCUGAGGUGCUUCGUGGAGGAGCAGUGCGCGGCCUUCCCGCACCAUGAGUUCGUGGAGCUCAUUGGCUCCCUCCUCGCCAUCUGCUGCAUGAUCUUCCUGGGCUUUGCCGAUGAUGUCCUCAACUUGCGCUGGCGCCACAAGCUGCUGCUCCCUACCAUGGCUUCCCUCCCACUGCUCAUGGUUUACUUCACCAACUUUGGGAACACGACGAUUGUGGUGCCCAAGCCCUUCCGUGUGCUACUGGGCAUGCACUUGGAUCUGGGUAUCUUCUACUACGUCUACAUGGGCAUGCUGGCCGUGUUCUGCACUAACGCCAUCAACAUUCUCGCCGGAAUUAACGGGCUUGAGGCGGGACAGUCGCUGGUGAUUGCCGCUUCCAUCAUCGCAUUCAACAUUGUAGAGCUAAAUGGGGAUUAUCAAGAGGAUCAUAUUUUUUCUCUCUACUUCAUGAUUCCCUUUUUUUUCACAACACUGGGGCUGUUUUACCACAACUGGUACCCAUCGCAAGUCUUUGUCGGGGACACCUUCUGCUACUUUGCAGGCAUGACCUUCGCCGUGGUGGGGAUCUUGGGGCACUUCAGCAAAACCAUGCUGCUUUUUUUCAUCCCACAAGUGCUCAACUUCCUCUACUCAUUGCCUCAACUCUUCCACAUCAUUCCUUGUCCCCGCCACCGGCUGCCCAGGCUCAACCCUAAUACUGGGAAGUUGGAGAUGAGCUACUCCAAAUUCAAAACGAAGAGCCUCUCAGCCCUGGGAACAUACAUUCUGAAGGCAGUAAACGUCUUGCACGUAGUAGAUGUGAGGAGCGGACUGGAUGAAGAUGGCGAAUACACCGAGUGCAAUAAUAUGACACUUAUUAACCUUGUUAUAAAGCUGACUGGACCCAUGCACGAGCGAAAUCUCACUCUCCUGUUGCUGCUCAUCCAGGUCCUGGGCAGUGUAGUGGCAUUUUCAAUCCGAUACCAACUAGUGCGCUUGUUCUACGAUGUCUAACUGGGCUGCCACGAGCAGAGGCGAGGUUUUCAUCUUCCACUCGAGCUCUUACUUUCUCUGAUUGCUGACCGAAUGUUCAGAGUCAUCUUAUUCCAGCCCUUUGAGAACCUCAGGACUCCUUUAAAGAUGCAAGGGACUGCUCUGUGCCGGCCAGUCUUGAGCUGUGAUCUCAUUUUUGUGUGCAAGAAGGUGUUUGUCUGAGUCUGCUGACAAAAGAGAUAUCGUACUACUUAAAGGUCACUGCUAUUGAGAGUAUCUUCUGUAUGGGAAGCAUAUGACCCACACCUACCCAGAGUACUUAGGGAAAGUAGGAGAGGAAAAAGCUCUAUAUACAGAUAAGCAUGUUAUUAUUCCCCAAAAGAUAAAACAGCAACUGCAGUUUCUGUAGGACUCUCUAUAACAGAAGAGUAUACACUAUACUCUGUAUACAGAGUUGGUUAAACCAGAAUCCCCCUUUUGGCUGUACCAGCACUGUCUUUGGUGCAUGCACAUCAAAUACAUGCUAUAAUUCCGACCCAGGACUCGGCGCACUCUAAGAAUAAAAUAACUUGUAGCAUGCUUCCCCCUUCAGUGCUUUGCCGUGGGAAGACUACUGACAUACAAUGAAACGAGAUAGUGUCAUACAUUGCUGUGGCCUUCUGUCCUGCUGGAGGCUGUUAAUUUCUGCAGUAGACUGCCUCCUUUUUAACAGCA